AUGUGGAGCAGCAACAACAACAACAAUAAUAAUAGUAAUAAUAACAAUAAUGUUCCCGCUGAUACUGCGGUAACACUCUACUUUGUUGUCUUUCCAUGCAACUCUGCCCCAAUAUUCCACUCCAACCGCAUUCCACGACGAGAUGAUACACCACCGUAUACACCAGGCGAUGUGAUCUACUUGGGGCCCGCAGAAGAAGUGGCACAGGAGAAACUGCAGGGAUUGGCGUUCCCGCUCGGUCUUCCCUCGAAGAGUGCCGUAACGCAGCGUGGACCACUUUGGAGUUCCAACGUGGAGUUUGUACGCAAAAUGGGGGAUGUGCGGUACGUACGUCUUAUGAUUGCAUCUACUUUUGUGGUUUCAGUUGCCUCUGAGACAGAGAAGAUGCGUACAAUGCAUACAAAGCACGCCGCCGUGGCACUUGUUAUUACUUGUCCACCGGAUAAACCGUACUAUCAACUUUUACUGGAUAACUUUGAUGGUAUAAUGAGACAACUUUUACAUAUUUCCCUUGAAUUUGCAAUGGGUGCAACACAACAAUUUUUUUUUAGACUCUCACGCACAUUGACCGCCGUGCGACUGGCAUCAGAAAUGGAAAGACAGGAUUACGCAUUGCGUACAUACCAAACGUUGGCAUCCGUACUAGUGAAUGCUUUCACACAUAAGUUUUCUAUACCGCGAAUACAUAGUCGAGCGGGUGAAUUAAACGUUGAUAGUAAGUACGUUUCUUCUUCUUCUUCUUCGAAUAUACCACAGGUUGCUAAAGUUUCAGUGGUUUGCUUAGUGCACGAAGCGUUAUAUUAUUUACGUCGUUUUAAUGAAGAGUUUACUAGUGCUGUAUUAGCAGGAUUAUUGUCACUUUCGAAUUGGGAAAGUUAUGGACUUAUUUCGCAUCCACGCAGGUAUGGAGAUGAGCAACAUAACCAGCAGCAUCAAGACUUUGCUGCUGCUGCUGAUGAUGAUGAUGAUGAUGAAAAUGAUAGUAAUUACAAUAAUGAUGAUAUCUAUAGCGAUUACUGGAAAAUUAUGGAGGCGAGGGAAAAAUAUACCCUGACAUCGCCUGAACAAAGACUUUCUAGCGACAAAAGCAGUAGUAGCAGCAGCAGUAAGAGUAACAGUAAUGACGCUGCUCCAAAAAAUGACUGGAGUGAAGAUGUGAAGUUCACAGAGACAUCUUCUGCUGUCUCUGCAGGAAAUGAUAGUCGAAGAACAAGUGAUGUUAUGGGAGUUGCAGGCGCUGCAGGAACCAGAACGACUUGCUCACUUAGCUUAAAUCGUAAAGGGCGUGUAAUUAUAUUCUCUACAGACCCUAAACAAGCACGAUAUUUACUUAUUAUAGCAGCCUUUUUCUUUCGUGACAGUCCUAUUGCAGCACGAUCGACAGGUCAUUCCGUUAAUCCAAUUCCUUUUGCAGCAAAAGUUGAUUCUUGUGCCUAUUCAUCUUUACCGGUUCAGUGGGUGGCUCAGGAGUAUGAUCCACACAGAGUGAAAGAACUUCUCUGUUCACCGCAUUCCGUUGAGAAUACUGUAUUAAUUAUUGCCCCACGCGCGAUGGUGUGUCGCAGAUUACGUCUCGUAAAGACGUUUAGUACGAACCCUAUUUUAGUGGAAAGGUUCCGUGAGCGUUUUCAACCUGUACGUCCUUUUCAAUCCCAGUUGGUUAAUGAUGAGGAGAUGCGGUCAGAUAACACAGUGCGUGCCGCACUAAAGGAGGCACUAUUUCUACACGAAAAGACGGAUGGUGUAGUAAAUUGCGUUGAAUUUCUUGAAUAUUUUAUUAUAUGGAUUCUACGACGAAGUUGUACCUCUCAUCGACUUCAACAACUUCAAGAAGGUGAGACAAAGUCGUUCGUUUCUUGCGAUUUGCUCACUACCAAUAACCCUCAUGCCUUGAGUUUUUCACUCGGCAGUUUCGGUUCAAUUGGAUCCGUUUCUUCUUUACUACGGCCAGAUGCUGAGGGUGGUUUUUUUCGUUUUAGUCGCUUUUUCAACCACAAAAAAUCGUCUACGACUAGAGUUUCUGGUGGUAAUGCUUCUCCAGCAAAUGGUCAUUCCCGUGCGUAUGCAGUUGGAUUCACCGAUAUGGAUUUGGAGGAUACAACGGUAGGAUCACAGCUGAUGCGUUUGCUUACAGAGUAUUAUGAAGAGGCCCCAUUAGUCUCUCUGAGAUCUGGUAAGGGAUAUGUGAAUCGGAUUGAGGGAUAA
Molecule: messenger RNA, 2205 nt
Organism: Trypanosoma theileri
Lineage: Eukaryota; Euglenozoa; Kinetoplastea; Trypanosomatida; Trypanosomatidae
Exons: 1
Coding region: 1-2205 (734 amino acids)
Source: RefSeq, a predicted model, not a curated record